This is a messenger RNA of Mesocricetus auratus (golden hamster), 1182 nucleotides long. RefSeq names its product apolipoprotein A2 (gene Apoa2). Gene Ontology annotation, biological process: cholesterol homeostasis; cholesterol transport; high-density lipoprotein particle remodeling. Bases 779 to 1084 code for a protein of 101 amino acids. Gene Ontology annotation, cellular component: spherical high-density lipoprotein particle; chylomicron; very-low-density lipoprotein particle. The record is from RefSeq and is a predicted model, not a curated record. The transcript has 5 exons. Gene Ontology annotation, molecular function: high-density lipoprotein particle receptor binding; high-density lipoprotein particle binding; cholesterol binding. Lineage: Eukaryota; Metazoa; Chordata; Mammalia; Rodentia; Cricetidae.
UUACUAAGAUCGCCCAGCCUCUUCAAGGUCGAGAUAAACUUGUGAGAGCACUCAGGACACUAGAGGGAGCCUUUUGUCGCUUGGACCACUGGAGCUCCUAAAACCGGACGUGAGAAAAGCGAAACUGCAGUUCGAGUUUGGAGAUGUAUUUUAUGAAGAGACGCUUAGGGAUAGUGAACACACUAGUUCACGUAUCUCUCCACCUUCCUGAAAUCCUCUGGGGAAUACCCACAGCCCUCCACCGUACACCCCCCAUGGACUGUUGCUCACAAACACAGCUCUCCCCUAGAAAACAGAACCCUACCACCACUACCUCCGUCCUCUGGAGUUCUACACGCCUGGCUUUCUUGUUAGAAUAGGAAUGGCUGUGCGCUUGUGGGAGGGGAGCGGGUUAUGGGCAGAACUAACUCCUGAAGCAGCUGCCGUCUCUAGUUAGUCCUUCCUUGCAGAACUAAUUCGUGAAAUCCAGGAAGGCGACUACAGACUGUACUUAGACUCUUUUCCCGGGGCCAGGGGCAGGAGGUAGUGUGACACCAGAGCUGCUUCCCAAGAGAACGGGAACUUGGCAAGAUUUCUUGGUCAUUGUUUGCGCCCUCCCUCACUGGCUCCCGCACUUCCAUCCCUGUAUCUCUCAGUAGUGUUCCAGGGCACACAGGGGGUGGGAAAGCGGAUGUAUAUAUAGUCCCUGUCUCCUGUCAGGCCCAGAGUACACGCCAAGGACAGCCACGCUGAACAGCAGCAUUCACUGCUCCUGGGCCACGUCCCCACUCCUGUCACCAUGAAGCUGCUUGCAAUGGUUGCACUGCUCGUCACCAUCUGUAGCCUAGAAGGGGCUUUGGUUCGGAGACAGGCGGAGGAGCCAGCUCUGCAGAGCCUGGUCAGUCAGUAUUUUCAGACCGUGACUGAUUAUAGCAAGGACUUGAUGGAGAAGGCCAAGACCUCGGAGAUUCAUACCCAAGCUAGGGCUUACUUUGAUAAGACCCAAGAGAAGCUGACACCCUGGGUCAAGCAAGCUGGAACUGAGCUGAUGAAUCUCUUCAGCAGCCUUAUGAACCGUGAGAAGGCUGCUGUUGCUACUAAGUGAGGCGUCAAACACGGUCUUCCCAUCCCAGCUGCCACACUGCCCAGAGCCCCUCGCCUGUAUUCUGCCUGUUUUCUGCAAUAAACGAGGAAGGAGUCAAA